This is a messenger RNA of Talaromyces marneffei, 1128 nucleotides long. RefSeq lists its product as uncharacterized. Gene Ontology annotation, biological process: mannosyl-inositol phosphorylceramide biosynthetic process. Lineage: Eukaryota; Fungi; Ascomycota; Eurotiomycetes; Eurotiales; Trichocomaceae. Gene Ontology annotation, molecular function: mannosyltransferase activity. The record is from RefSeq and is a predicted model, not a curated record. Bases 1 to 1128 code for a protein of 375 amino acids. The transcript is spliced from 2 exons.
AUGAGCCGCAUUCGCGUUAGACCGUUGGCCGGCCUCCUCACACUCUUCUGCACACUAUACUUCUUAAUCUCGAAUACACUCGGAUUCAUCCGCAUCUUUUCCAGUCCACACUCAGGCAUCGCAUUGAGCCAGUCGGGCAUAAGAACCGCAUAUUAUAACCACACAAUAGAUGAAACACACGAUCCCCUGAUACCGCGCAAGAUCCACCAAAUAUAUCACGAUUGGUCGGGGCAGGGAGGAAAUGUGCCGCAUACAGCGCAGUGGAUGAGGUUGAGGGAUAGUUGUAUUAAUCGCAAUCCGGGAUGGGAGUAUAAGCUAUGGAGCUCGGCAGAAUCAAGGGAGUUUCUGCAAAGGGAAUACUCCUGGUUUUUGCCUAUUUACGAUAGCUAUCGACAUCCUGUCCAGCGUGUGGAUGCUCUGAAAUACUUUAUCAUGAGGCAUUAUGGCGGGAUCUAUAUCGAUAUGGACAACGGCUGCCUCGAGUCCCUCGAACCACUCCGCUACUACCCAGCCUUCGUGACCGACGGUGGCGAAGGCCCCCUCUUCAUCAACAUCCUAGGCGCGGCACCGCAUCACCCCUUUUACGAAUACCUUACCAACAAUAUAUGGGCCUACAAUCUAUUUUACUACCCAUUCCCUUACCUCGCAGUCAGCUAUAAUUCUGGGCGAUGGUUUUUCACAUCGAUGUGGGAGAAGUAUCACGAUAGUGUGAACAGAAGGAACUGGAAUCUGGUCCAUUCUGCAGGCGAAGGCGCAGACCAAAUUCAUACAGACACAACCAACAAAAAUCAACUAUACCGCGUUGUUAUGGAGAGUCGACGCGGCGCUGAGCCGUGGGUGUUUUGGAACGAAGGUGCAGGAUUGACGUGGGAAGACUGGGAUUUUUCGAUAUUCCAUUGGAUCGGGGAGAAUGCGGCAAAAGUUAUUCGCAUUACAGUUGCAGUGACGGCAAGUCUUUCGCUGCUUACCGGGUUGGUGGUUUGGAAGUGCUGUUGUAAGCGCCGGAAAGCCAAAAGUAAUGCAACUGGCGGUUUGAAGUCGGUUGCGGCGUUGUUGACGCCCGUGUUAACGCCGGCGAAGGAGAAGAGAGUAGAGUUUUUCUUCAAGAAAGGCCAUGACAUGGUAUGA